Molecule: messenger RNA, 1356 nt
Organism: Suillus subalutaceus
Lineage: Eukaryota; Fungi; Basidiomycota; Agaricomycetes; Boletales; Suillaceae
Exons: 5
Coding region: 1-1356 (451 amino acids)
Source: RefSeq, a predicted model, not a curated record
AUGGUUCCACGCGCCAAACUCAGGGGCUCCAUGCUCUCCACCUUGGGGCUCUGCGCUCAAAACCAAUGGGCUACGCGCUCAAACCAAGGGGCUUUGCGCUCUGCCGCUGGGGCUUUGCGCUCCACUUCUGGGGCUCCGCGCUCCAACCAAUUUGUCCCUAGGCACACGGACUAUGAUGAUUUCGCUGACAACAGUGACCUCCCAGGCGACUAUGACGAUCUCCCACCAUCUUCUCCUUUUUUGCCUGCUACGCCUCGAGGUUCAAAUGCAGCCCAUGGUCGAUCCCAGUACACACCCGUCUGCGUGAAGACAUCCGCCAUUCUAUUGCCUCUACGUCUGACAAUUGGAAAUGAUCUCGUGGUGAUUACGAAACUAUCAGUGAGGCCGACGACAUCGAGACUGCCAUGGUGGAUGAUAGGCAAUGGGCCAGGAUGUGUGUACAUCGUCUACAUCUUUAUUUUAUUUUAUUUUCUCAGCAUACCUUUCGAAUCGCAGGACAGGACAAGCAUGGAUCAAAGGUCUACUCUUGGUCAUCACCAUCCUAAGCCACAUGUUCGCGCUACAUCAAAGGCAUGCAUGGGACCUCCAAACCAAAACACUACGCACUUGCCAUCUCGUUCGGCAGUUGUGCCCUACUCUGAGGGCUCUCCGUCUUCGCGCCAAUAUGCCUCACGUGUUCGGCCUGCUCAUGUCUUGGAUCGCCGUUUACUUGCUCCUCGGCGAGCACCCCCUUCUGCUGUUCCCCCUCAUAUCAUCCCGCGUGAUGGCAUCUUUCAGCUCGACAUUGAUGACGACAUCUGGCAAGAUGUUGGGCUAGAUGAUGACCCUCUGAACCCUCCAGCAUGGCUAUCGGAUGACAAGAGGGCCGUCCUUCAAGAAUGGAUGUUAGCGGAGUGGGACAGUACGCAAACUGCCUUGAAUAAAGCAGUCGCAGAUCCAGUGAUGUCUUUCCACCUUGGGUCUCGCGCAGAUGAACUUGUCAACAUCUGCGUCAUCUGGAGGAAAAAGGUUCAGUGUAUUCUGUGCGUGUGGCCUAUGAUUGCGAGUUGGGGACCCUCAGACGAGGCUUUGGUUCAAGCCGCUUUUAGUCAGGCACGAUCAUCGUUUUGGGAUGAGGAUGAUGAUGAUGAGAGUUUGGAAGGAGAUAGAGAGGGUGAUGGAGAGAGUGACCUGGAGUAUGGCGAAAUUGAAGAUGAGGAACUGAUGGAUGCUAUUGAGGAGAUUGCAUUGGCAGAUGAAUAUAGGUAUGACCAGAAUAAGGAGCUCGUGGAUGACCUGGAUGACUUGGAUGACAUUGAUAAUGACUUCAUGCCUUCUUCCCCUAUAAAAUCGUUACACAAGCGGCGCAACAUGUAG